GUGGGGUGAUGCUGGGUGUGCGGGCGCGGCCGGCCUCCCGCGGCUUGAGGGGAGGGUCAGUGAAAUUGGCUCCGGCGCGGGCGUCCUUCCACCCUCCCCUUCCUUCGGGGGAGUCGGUUUACCCGCCGCCUGCUUGCUUUCGACACUUGAUUGGCUGCCGAUGCUGUGGGAGCGGGCCUUUGCUACUGGCUCGAGUCUCACAUGAGCGAAACCACUGCGCGGGGCGCAGGGGUGGCGGGGAGGCGGGCGUUGGUACGGUCCUCCCCGAGGCCCAGCGCCGCAGUGUCUGGCCCCGCGCCCCUGCGCAACGUGGCAGGAAGCGCGCGCUGGAAACGGGGGCGGGCUGCCGGCCGAGACUUCUGGAUUGCGACGGUGGCGGCUCCGCCCCGGGUUCCCACCGCCUGAAGGGCAAGACAAGCCCGACAUGCUACAGGCACUCGUGGGGGUUGGGGAGGAGCAGGGGUCGGUCCGGCUGGUUUGUGGGUGGGAGGCGCAUGUUCUCCAAAAACCGGCGCGAGCUGCAAUCCUGAGGGAGCUGCGGUGGAGGAGGCGGAGAAAAGGCCGCACCCUUCUGGGCAGGGGGAGGGGAGUGCCGCAAUACCUUUAUGGGAGUUCUGUGCUGCCUCCCGUCUUGUAAGGACCGCCCUGGGCCUGGAAGAAGCCCUCCCUCCUCUCUCCGCCCGCGUGAUCUCGUCAUCGCCUCCAUGUCGAGUCGCUUCUCGAUUAUGGGCGGGAUUCUUUUGCCUAGGCUUAAGGGGCUAACUUGGUACCUGGGCGUUGCCCUGGAGGAGAGUGAGCAGGUGUAAGAUUUGAGGGGCGAGUCCGAUUAGUUAUCUUCCCACGGACUUGAGUUGGUGUCGAGGUUAUUGUAAUGAGGGUGGGGUAGGGAAAUAGAGCCUAGUCAUUCACCUGGGGCUGAUUUUAUGCAACUAGAGUGCAGAUUAUCACUACUUAUCAUUUUUGGAGUAUUUUUCUAGAGAUAGACGUAGAUUAAAGCAUGAUCACCUAAGUUUUAUGCCAUUUGAGACCCUUGCUGCACCCCCAAAGUGUAGCAUCAGAUUAAAUCUUAAUAGAAAAAUUUUAGCCUUUGCUUGAGAAACCAGUGCUUCCCUCCCUCCACCUCCCCCCAGGCUCUCUCCCCCUUUGCAUCCGUACCAGGCAUCUUAGCACCUCUCACUCAUACUUGAUCCCAUUUUCCAUUUGUUGUACUUGCUCAUCCAGUAUUCAGACAUAGCACUAGCUUUCUCCCUCUCUUGAUCUUGGGUAGCCUGGUGACUCACGAAACCAGACAGAUUGGUUCCACCACAAAUUAAGGCUUGAGCUGGGGCCUUACUCUUACCCAGCAGUGCUUUUAUUCCUCCCUAGUUCUCGUUCUUUAAGUGUUUACCUGGAUUUUCAUUUUAUCCUUUUUCCUUAGCUGGGAUUCUAUCCCUGACCCUCUUCACAGUCCAGGUGAUCUUGACUACUGCUUUACAGAGAAUUGGACCUGAGGUUAGGCAACAUCUCCCUUUCUCUUCCUCUAAAUACCUUUCGAGGCAUCCCUUUAUUUCUGUUCUCAACAGUUAGUAACUGAGCUCAGAUGCCUGUGUGACAGCUUCCAAAUUGCUGUCUCUGUCUUUAGUGUUAUAUUCUGAUCCAUCUUACAUCUUGUUAGAAUGAUUGUCCUAAAGGAAGAUAGAACGUGAAAAUGACAGAUGAAACUCCAUUACUGGCUUGUACUGUUUACAGCAAGUUGUCUAACCCGCGGGGUGCAUGGGACCCAGGACAGCUUUGAAUGCAGCCCAAGACAAAUUUGUAAACUUUCUUAAAAUGUUAGAUUUGUUUGCGGGGUGUUU
Molecule: messenger RNA, 1835 nt
Organism: Cercocebus atys (sooty mangabey)
Lineage: Eukaryota; Metazoa; Chordata; Mammalia; Primates; Cercopithecidae
Source: RefSeq, a predicted model, not a curated record